AACACAUAUAAAAGUUGAUUAUAACAAUAGUAUUAGUGAUGUUAUUAGAGUCAUUUGAAUCAUGAUCAAGUAUUUGAUACUCUUCCUUGUUGCUGCUGCUGCUGCUACUGUUACUUUGGGCCAGUUUUGCGACUCUGGAGAGGAUUGCCAUGAAAAUGAAUGCUGCGUUGCUGAUAUGAGUGGAAUGAUAACAACAUGUAUGCGACGGCCCAGAAAAAAUAAUUUUUGCAGCAAUUUGUCAAAAAUAUCUAAUAAAAAAAAAAAUAUUUAUAAAUAUGCUUGUCCAUGCCCGGCUGGAAUGACCUGUAAACUCGGUAGUAGUUUCUUUGAUAUGGUUUUAAAAUGCAGAGAAGACAAACCAACGAAAAAACCAACAGAGAAACCAACAGAAAAACCAACAGAGAAACCAACAGAAGAACCAACAGAGAAACCAACAGAGGAACCAACAGAGGAACCAACAGAGGAACCAACAGAGGAGCCAACAGAGGAGCCAACAGAAGAACCAACAGAAGAACAAACAGAGAAGCCAACAGAGGAACAAUAAGAAGAACCAGAAAAUCCUUAAAUGUUACUUUCAGAGGAAAGUAGCAUUUAUUUAGAAUUUAAUUAGACGUCAUAAAUAUUUAAUCACAUUAAUAACUAUUUUAGUUACAAUGUUUUCAAUAAAAAUUUUAAAUUUUCAUUAAUUUCAAAAUGAAUUGUUUAAAAUUAUAUUUUGUUUCAUUUUAAAGUCAACUGAUAUUAAUGGAUCCAUAAUGAAUACAGUAUUUAAAAUAGAAAACGAAUAAUUGUAUGAAUUUUAAUGAAAUUUUGUAGAUUGAAAUUGAAAUAAAAAUUGUUACGUAAUUAAACUCAAAUAUCCAAUCAACAGUUAAAUUGUUCAGAUUUUGAGUAUUUGUAACAUAUUUAAAAAAAAUCAAAAUAGUAUUAACAAGGAGUUAUAUAUAAUCGGUCAGUAGAAAUAUAUUUCAGAUACAAAGCUGUUUCAGUUACAGGAACAUUAUACAAUGAUAUAAUAUACUCGUUAGCCUUACAAGUACUGUAUAAAAAGUGAUAUGCAUAAAAUGAAACAAUGAUAAUUAUAAAUUAACUAGAAAUUUUCCCCAUGUCUCUACUUUCACACAGAAGGUAGAGAUUUUAAGAAACUCAAGAAGAGUGGAUGAUAUUCCUACUAAUUAAGUAACCUAUACUGUUUUAUCAGAACACAAUUGAUGUGUGAUAAUAACUUAAGCUAAACGAUGUCAUUGAUAUGAAAUCGAUAAAAUCUUCUCUUCAUAGCUAAUAGCUAAUAUUUGCACAAAUUAAGUGGCCUACACUUUCUAGUCAUAACAUAAAAUAAUAUAACCAAAACUUCAUCUGAAAUAAACAAAAACGAUAGAUUUUGGUUGGACAUUCAUAUAUCAUGCUUCUAAAUAAAAAUUAUUAAUAAAGAUAGGAUUUUAGGAUGCUAAAAUAGUGUUAAAUCUUGAGUAAAAAUUUUUGUUUAAAUUGCAUGAUACAGUAUAUUUUUCACAUGUCAUUCAUUCAUUUUCAUACUAUACUUACAUAUCAUCGUCGCUUGAAUCACAAUCAUUUGUCAAAAGGAUAAUGGUAAUCACUUCCAAAUAAUCAAAUAUAAAUUGUGCUUACAUGAAAGACUAUCUUUGUGUGCAGAAAAUGAUCAUUGAAUCCAUACCUGUCAAAACUAAGUUCUUAACUUGAGUAAGUGCAACAGAAUGAGAAUUUUCUACAUGAGAGCAAAUUCUUUGAUUUCCAAAAUUUCAAAAUACUAGCCUUUAUCCAUAUUAGGUGGCAGGGAAAGCAAUGUUACUUCAUGGUAUCCAGCGACUCUCGCUGAAGCUUUCUUUAAAACUUUAUCAUGUCUAAAAUAAACGUGUUUGCUUUGGGACUUUUAGGACGAACUGAUUCACACACUACCAAAUAAAGUUGCAUUUAUUAUGUAUGAAAGUGUUAUUAAACGUAUCGAAUAUAACUGGAAGUUCCUGUUGAAGCAUACGUACCAGCAUACGAAAUUGGAGAUGGGAUUUCCAAGGUUAGUUGUCCACUGUAACAUGUCUCAGAUUCAAAUUUAUCAACUUUAUAUUUGAGCACUUAGCAUGUAUGGUGGCUGGUCUGUUAUAAGUAACUAAACUUUUUCAUAUGAAAUGGCAGAACACAAUUUGGUACGUGAAUCGUUGAAGGCCUGUAUACCACUUGUGUAAUUUGUCUUUUCCAAUUCAUAAACUCAAUACCGUGGGUUGUCCUGGCUGCCUUCUUAUUAGACUGAUGAGAAUGUUCAGCACGCGCGAUUUUAGUACAUUCGUUGAUUCAUCCGAAAUGAAAUACUGGGUUAUUUCCUACUAUUUUUGUAUUUUUCGAAAGUUGCUUCGUAUGCAGGUCGCACAUAUCUUUUCUUAGUGUAAUUUGGUCGGGACAGUUGAACUUUCCAACUUUGGUCAUAAAUUACUUUACAGUUGACAUUCGAAUACGAUGGACUGCAAGAUGAGAAACGACGAAGUCUUACGAAGAGCUGAUUGUAAGAGAUCGCUAAUCACUACCAUAAAGUGUCGCAAAAUUGCUUACCUCGGCCAUGUGUUACACGGAGAAAAAUACCACUAUCUCCAGCUGAUACUGAAAGGAAAGAUUGAAAGGAAACGGAGUGCUGGUAGAAGACAGAUGUCGUGGCUAAAAAACAUCAAUAAAUAGACUGGCAUACAAAGAGUUGGAGAUCUCUUUAGGCUAGCGGAAGAUCGUAAAGGAGUCUCCAUAGUGAUCGCCAACGUCCGGGGACCGGAUAAGGCAUCCUAAGAAGAAGAAGAAGAAGAAGAAGACAUUUGACAUAAAUGUAGAAUCGUUCUAUAUAAAAUGGUACAUAAAGCUGAACUGAUACAACACAAUACGUAGAUUUUUCGGAUUUUUUUCACAUGUCAAACAUGUAAACAGGGUCCAUACAAAGUUCUUUCGAGACACUAUCCUUGGCAAAUCUCCCAAACUUUGAGUUGUUUUAUCCCAUCAAUCCAAUUCAAUCCAUAAUACGAAGUUUCAUAUAUUUCG
Centruroides sculpturatus (bark scorpion) is the source of this 3033-nucleotide messenger RNA. Its product is annotated as U3-aranetoxin-Ce1a-like. Lineage: Eukaryota; Metazoa; Arthropoda; Arachnida; Scorpiones; Buthidae. The record is from RefSeq and is a predicted model, not a curated record. The transcript is spliced from 4 exons. The coding region runs from base 62 to 544 and encodes 160 amino acids.